AGGGGAGGAGCCUGUGCAAGACUGAAGGGGAGGAGCCGGUACAUCUGUGCAAAACUGAAGGGGAGGAGCCGGUACACCUGUGCAAGACUGAAGGGGAGGAGCCGGUACACCUGUGCAAAACUGAAGGGGAGGAGCCGGUACACCUGUACAAGACUGAAGGGGAGGAGCCAGUACACCUGUGCACGCCUGUGUUCAGCUUUACACUUGUACAAGACUGAAGGGGAGGAGCCGGUACACCUGUGCAAGACAGAAAGGGAGGAGCCGGUACACCAGUACAAGAUUGAAGGGGAGGAGCCGGUACACCUGUGCAAGACUGAAGGGGAGGAGCCGGUACACCAGUACAAGAUUGAAGGGGAGGAGCCGGUACACCUGUACAAGACUAAAGAGGAGGAGCCGGUACACCUGUGCAAGACUGAAGGGGAGGAGCCGGUACACCUGUGUAAGACUGAAGGGGAGGAGCCGGUGCACCUGUGCAAGACUGAAGGGGAGGAGCCGGUACACCUGUGCAAUAUUGAAGGUGAGGAGCCGCUACACCUGUGCAAGACU
This is a messenger RNA of Staurois parvus, 546 nucleotides long. The record is from the annotation of a GenBank genome assembly. Lineage: Eukaryota; Metazoa; Chordata; Amphibia; Anura; Ranidae.